UUCAGUACUUCUACAACAACUAUCGGACCGGAAGGGAGUAGUAAAGGGGUUUGGGCUGGAUGCUGGAAGCCCAUCCUACACAAAUCCUCGAGAUGGACAUCUCAUUGUCGGUGGAUACGACAAAGUCAGGGUCAGCGCUAGCUUCAAAGACUAUAACAUUAGCGAUACCCAGAUAAGUAGAAGAAUAUGUCCCCUUCAAGUGAUCAUCACCGAGCUUAUCUUGUCACGACCCGGUAUAGAGGAUGUCAUCCUCAGCUCCAGAGGUGAACAGAUACCCGCUUGUAUUGAGCCAUACGAUGUGUUAUUCCGUUUUCCGGAGCGUACCCUCCGUGCCUUUGCACAAGAAACCGAAUUCGCGAACGGCACCCUCCCUGACCCAUCCGAAUUUUAUAUCGUGGAGCCCGGAAUUACUUAUCCGUCGGACAUUGGCUUCAAUGGCUCACUCAAGUUUACGCUCGACAAUGACUUUGUCGUUGAAAUUCCUAAUGAGGAACUCGUUCACCCCCUUCGUGGGAUAGCUCGAGAUGGGACCAAAACUUUGAUGACCAAUACUACCGAGAUCAACGUAUUUCGGGACGUCGCACUCUUGGAUACAGCCGUCUUGGGUAAAGCAUUCCUCAGUCGAGUCUAUCUUGUAGUAGAAUACCGUAGUUCUGGGCCUAUAUUUCGUAUCGCAAAGAGCAAUUCUGGCAACCUUCCUCCCAAUCCCGUUCCUUUUGAACCCGAUUGUACCCCUUCUCAGCCAGAUCAAGGGCCGAAUCUAGGAAAGAUCAUUGGGAUCGCGGUUGGUACUAUUAACAAUGUCACCGAUAGGUCGACCCUCUCACAUGUUCGGUAUUGGCAUUUGUUGGAAGGAUCGUCGAGGCGUUUCAAUCUCACACCAGUACUUAGCUUCGUAGGGUUUACGCGGCAGCUUUAUUUACAGCUGCUCUCUGGUAUCUAG
Molecule: messenger RNA, 943 nt
Organism: Acaulospora colombiana
Lineage: Eukaryota; Fungi; Glomeromycota; Glomeromycetes; Diversisporales; Acaulosporaceae
Source: the annotation of a GenBank genome assembly